Messenger RNA from Owenia fusiformis, 748 nucleotides. The record is from the annotation of a GenBank genome assembly. NCBI's taxonomy places the organism in Eukaryota, Metazoa, Annelida, Polychaeta, Sabellida, Oweniidae.
GAAAUCGGAGGUUUAUCGAAAACGAAAGAAUUUCGGCAACCAUUUUGAAUGAAGCUAACUGCAGUUAGAGUCAUCCAGCUGUGGAACAGUGUAUAUGUUCAUAUGUUCAGGAUUUUAUUUCAUUUUGCUCUGUUUAAUAACAUCAGCUGCCAAAAUACCAGCUCACGAUGAAAAUAAUGAAGUAUGGAGCUACAUGUGCGAUUGUAUUGGUGCUAGACAUGGUUAUCGGAGCCAAUACAGUAUUUGGUGAGACAAUAGGCAGCUGUCCUAAGAGAGAGCAGAUGUUAUGUAAGAAGAGAGAUAUCAUCAGUUUAUGGAAGGAGCUGUCUCACGAACUCGGUGAACUGAAAGAGGAGAUGGUUAACAUAAAUGAAACUGUGAAUAAUUUGAAGAAGGAUGAACUAGGUGAAUUGAAACAGGAGAUUGAUGACAUAAAGGAAGCUUUGAAUGAUGUUAAGAAAGAAAUACUGGGGAUCGAGAAUCCAAUUCAGAUUCCACCUCAUAUGGACUGCAGUGGCAACAGAAGCUUUACAGGUGUUAGAACAAUCCAACCACAUGGACAAAAUGCAUUCAGAGCGUACUGUAGUGGCGGUUGUGUUUACAUAGCCAGGCGCUUUGAUGGGAGUGUUGACUUCUACAGGGACUGGGUAGAGUAUCAGUCAGGAUUUGGUAACCCAGAAGGAGAAUAUUUCAUUGGCCUGGACAACCUUCAUGGUUUAGUAACUCAAGAGAAAUAUAAACUAAGAGU